Oxyura jamaicensis (ruddy duck) is the source of this 1465-nucleotide messenger RNA. RefSeq names its product nitric oxide synthase 3 (gene NOS3). Gene Ontology annotation, biological process: nitric oxide biosynthetic process. Lineage: Eukaryota; Metazoa; Chordata; Aves; Anseriformes; Anatidae. The record is from RefSeq and is a predicted model, not a curated record. Bases 122 to 1369 code for a protein of 415 amino acids. The transcript has 9 exons. Gene Ontology annotation, molecular function: nitric-oxide synthase activity.
CCCCCAGCCCCGCUGACACCCCCGCCCCGCAGGGCUGGCCCACGUGCACAAGCGCAAGGUGUUCCCGUGCACGGUGCUCUCGGUGGAGAACCUGCAGAGCGAGGCGUCCAGCCGUGCCACCAUGCUGGUGCGCCUGGACACCGCGGGCCAGCCCGAGCUGCAGUACCUGCCCGGGGACCACCUCGGCGUCUUCCCCGCCAACCGCCCCGAGCUGGUGCAGGAGCUGCUGGAGCGCGUGGAGGACCCGCUGCCCGCCGACGAGCCCGUCCUGGUGGAGGUCCUGGAGAAGGACAGCAGCGGCAGGUUCCCCGGCCACAAGUCGAGCUGGGUGCCGCAGAGCCGCCUGCCCCCCUGCACCCUGCACCAGGCGCUCACCUUCUUCCUGGACAUCACGGCCCCGCCGAGCCCCCAGUUCCUGCAGCUUCUGGCCGCACUGGCGCAGGAGCCGGCCGACCGCGAGCGCCUGCAGCAGCUCAGCCAGGACGCCCGGCUGUACGAGGACUGGAAGUGGUUCCGGUGCCCCACGCUGCUGGAGGUGCUGGAGGAGUUCCCCUCGGUGGCGCUGCCGGCGCCCCUGCUGCUCACCCAGCUGCCGCUGCUGCAGCCGCGCUACUACUCCAUCAGCUCCGCACCCGGACCCUGUCCCGGCCAGAUCCACCUCACCGUGGCCGUCGUCACCUACCACAGCGAGAACGGCCAGGGCCCGCUGCACCACGGCGUCUGCUCCACGUGGCUGGCGCGGCUGCAGCCCGGGGACACCGUGCCCGCCUUCAUCCGGGGCGCCCCCUCGUUCCGGCUGCCCCCGGCCGCGGACGCGCCGUGCAUCCUGGUGGGACCCGGUACCGGCGUGGCGCCUUUCCGCAGCUUCUGGCAGCAGCGGCUGCACGAGCUGCAGGGCGGAGGCGGCCCCCUGGGCACCAUGGUGCUGGUGUUCGGCUGCCGCUCGUCCGCGCUGGACCACAUCUACCGGCAGGAGAUGGAGGAGGCGCGGGAGCGGGGGGCGCUCAGCCAGGUCCUCACCGCCUUCUCCCGUGAGCCCGACACCCCCAAGGCCUACGUGCAGGACGUGCUGCGGACGCAGCUGGCGGAGGAGGUGCACCGGGUGCUGUGCCAGUGCGCGGGGCACAUGUACGUGUGCGGGGACGUGACGAUGGCCACCGAGGUGCUGCAGACGGUGCAGCACAUCCUGGUGCAGCAGGCCGGCAUGACGCUGGGGCAGGCGGGGGACUUCAUCAGCGAGCUGCGGGACAAGAACCGGUACCACGAGGACAUCUUCGGCCUCACCUUCCGCACGCAGGAGGUGGCUUUCCGCAUCCGCAGCCAGUCCUUCUCCAUGCAGGAGCGCCGGCCGCCGCGCCCGGCCCCCUGAGCGCGCCGGGGACCCCCCCGUGCCCCCGCGCUGCUGCCCCCCCGCUGCAGGCAGCGCCCGCCCCCGGUAAAGGUUUAGUUUUGAUAACCCCGUACG